Molecule: messenger RNA, 1344 nt
Organism: Erythranthe guttata (spotted monkey flower)
Lineage: Eukaryota; Viridiplantae; Streptophyta; Magnoliopsida; Lamiales; Phrymaceae
Product: polygalacturonase inhibitor
Molecular function (GO): protein binding
Source: RefSeq, a predicted model, not a curated record
CAAUUACACACUGAUACAGUACCAUUUCUUUACCAGGUAAUAAGCCCAUCUUCACAUAUGUUCAGAUCCCAGAAACCCUUUUUUCAUAUAUAAUAAAUCAAAGCAUAUUCCUUAAAAUAAAAUAUUAUCUUCUCAUCCAUCUGCAUGUAUCCAUUUAACAAUUAUGCUGUUUUUACUACCAUUUCUCCUCUUUAUAUUCUUCCCCAAUCUCUCCCAAUCAACAUCAUCAGAGCUUUGUCACCCUCAAGACAAAGCUGCACUUCUAUCAUUCAAACACAGCUUCUCAAAUCCCAAUCCUUUCCCCUCGUGGGACCCACUCUUCGACUGCUGUGAUUGGUACGGCGUCACAUGCAAUGACACCACAAACCUCGUAAUCAGCUUCACCAUUAUAUCCCAAACCCUAAACGGCACAAUCCCUCCGUCAAUCUCCAACCUAAAACACCUCCAAAUUCUUCGUCUCCACAAAAUCCCGAACCUCGUCGGCCAAAUCCCUCUUGAAAUCUCGAAACUCUCGAAUUUAACAUCGUUAACUAUAAGCUGGACUAAUAUCUCGGGCCCUUUACCUAGCUUUCUCGUUAAUCUCAAGAAUCUUGUAUUUCUCGAUUUAUCUUUUAACCGUUUAUCCGGUUCGAUCCCCCCUUCUCUUGCAACUCUCCCGUUUCUUAGAGGCAUCGACUUGAGUAGAAACCAACUCACCGGACAGAUACCGGAAUCUUUCGGUCACCUACCCAAGACCGCCGAAUUUCCGGCGCUGGUUUUGUCGCACAACAAGCUCUCCGGCGAAAUUCCCUCGUCGUUGUCCAAUGUCAACUUUUCUUUCAUAGACAUUUCGUCGAACACCUUGUCUGGAGAUGCUUCUGUGUUCUUUGGUGAGGGGAAGGCCACGGAUACUAUUGUGAUAUCGAGGAACCAUUUCGAGUUCGAUUUGUCGAAAGUGGGGUUUAUGCAUUUUUUGAUUACUUUGGAUAUCUCGCAUAACAAGAUUUAUGGGAAUAUUCCGAAGCAUAUUACGGAUGCUGUGUUCUUGCAGCAGCUGAAUGUUAGUUAUAACAGGUUGUGUGGAGAGAUUCCAACUGGCUGGAAAUUGAGAUAUAGAAAAGAUGGUUGGGAUAACUCUUCUUUCUUUCAUAACAGAUGCCUUUGUGGGGUUCCUUUGGAUAUUCCAUGCAAAUGAUGAUGAUGAUUAUGCAUCUUUGUUUUUGUUUUUGUUUUUAUUUUUUUAUUUUUUUUAUAUAUGAUUUUACUAUGCAAUGUUUGUUUGAUUUCUGCAGAAGUUGCUAUUGAAUAGAUCAUGAUCUUGUCUAAGGUGAAACAUCAAAUAAACCAAUUAGAGUGUUGAAUUUA